This is a messenger RNA of Fulvia fulva, 1530 nucleotides long. RefSeq lists its product as uncharacterized. The record is from RefSeq and is a predicted model, not a curated record. The coding region runs from base 1 to 1530 and encodes 509 amino acids. The transcript has a single exon. NCBI's taxonomy places the organism in Eukaryota, Fungi, Ascomycota, Dothideomycetes, Mycosphaerellales, Mycosphaerellaceae.
AUGGCCGCGCAACUUGCGAAUGCCGAUUUCCUCGCCAAUGCUCUCGUGAGCCUCGAUAUCAACGCGCCGCCACAGUUCGACGCAGACGAGUUCGCCGCCGCUUUCGACAACAUCACAAUCGAAGAGGACGACAUCGACAGCAACAUCAAGGAAGCUCCAGGCCCCACUCUGCCAACUCGACUCAUCGGUCCCCAUGGACAAUAUCACGAACUGCAACUCGAUUUCCCAGCACUCGACCUCCUCAACAAGGGAUACGAGAAGUUCCUGAUCCAUGAACCGAAGGAGAUCAUUUUCCGCGACCGUCCAAAGCUGAAGAACUUCCACCUUCGAGCCGAGAACCUCACCUUCUCCACCAGACUCGACACUCCUCGCUCUGUCGGGUUCAGCUUUCUCUUACCACCUGAGCUCCCCGCGAUUGAGCAGCACAACACCCUCGUAGAUCUCGUGCAGCGUCUGUCAUGCUCACCAGGUAUCAGCAACCUCGAAGUGCUACAGUUCAAAUUCUACGGCCACGAGCGCAUCAGGUUCCGGCUCACUACCACAUUUUUACUUGCCACCGGCUUCUCGCACCGUGAAGUGAUGAUGUACGAGUACACCGCGAUCGAGUGGCAACGCUAUCGUGCUGCCAACAGAGAUCUGAAAUGGAUGAAGCUACUGAACAACCUCGUUGAUCGUGCCUCCGACCGCGCCUACCUGUCUGCACGUGAGAAGAUGAAGAAGGCAGACCCAAAGCUCGUCGAGUCAGACGACUCGUUCAUAGACAAGAAGUGGAAGAUGUACAACAUCGGCAGUGCAAACAUCGUGCUGUUCAGACGUCUUGACAACUUCAAGAAGCAAGUCGUUGAGGAGAAUGGAUGGCAAGGAACGGAACAGCAGUACUUGAUGGAGCUAGAGUGUGGACAUCGCAUGGUGCUCUCGCUAGUCUACGUACUACAUCGCAUGCCUGAGGAGGAGGUCAAGUCUUUCUGCUGCUCGUUCUGUGGCGAGCGCGUUCUCGCUGACCGUCAUCUCCGUCGCAUCGAGUUGGUGCAUGACCACGAGAAGAGAGCCCUGUUCCUGUACAAGGAGCCAAAGUGGAAACUUCUCCGCGCCCAGGUCAUGAACGACAUCUUCCAGAUCCGUGUUGCAGAUCUCGUGGCGGCGCUGAUGGAGACGCUGGGCAGCUUUGACGUGCCGGAGUCGGUUUCGCCAGCAGAGUUGAUUUCCGUGAACUCCCCGGAGACUCAGAUCAUCCUGCAGUCCUUCGCAACACUAUUCGGACGCAGCUGUGUUGUGAUGAGCGCGGCGUUCCGCUUCGACCGCUACGACACGCGCUGCCUGAUGAUGAUGAACGCGAUCAGAGUCAUUCGCAUUCACACUGGCCUUGCUCAGAGCAAUGUCCGUAUGUUGAAGCAAACACUACCGCCGCUGUAUUUCCGCUUCCUUGGUAUAUGGUUCACCAGAGCUAUCGUGCUCUGUGCUGCUAAAGUGGCAGAGCAGAAGGCCACAGCUGCCAAGGCCGCCGAGGAAGCCGAUCGUAUGAAGAUGUAA